UCAGUACAAUAUGAAUAAGCAUAAUUCAGUCCAUACAGUUCGUUGACGUGCGAACUGAUUGUUUAUGUCUGUGGUGUUCGUCUGAACUUCUGUCGCUCGACUGCGCGGCAAAAGCAAGAGGCAAAACAAAAGCAUGUGGAUAUAAUUUCAGCAAAGGUAUGAUGUUAGUAUGAAACAAUGCAACGUUUCUUUGUUCGGAAAGUACGGUGAGAGCGAUGUAUCCGUAACAAAACAUUCUUUAGGUUCAGAAAAAAUACCAGAAACGUCCAAUUAUGUAAAAGCUAGCCUAGCUGCAGCAGCAUCACGCAGAUGUCCGCUCAUAACGCACACGAGUUUCCAUAGGACUUGAGCAUUUGCUUUGUAUUGUUAGCUCACAUUUCAAACACGCAUUAUUUUUUUUUUUAAUGCGAAUUAAUGUUUUGUUGCUGAAGGAUAAUAAUUAAUACGCCGUACAUAUGUCCCCCCUUUGGGAUCAAUAAAGUAUACUACAUCUAAGCACUAGUUAGUAGAUUAGAGUCUAUAUAUUUUUCAUUUCAGCAACUACAGGUCAUUUUCAGUCUGGUCAGAAGCUUCGUUUUGAAAUUAGAAUUUUUGAAUGUUUGAAUUUAAAUUUGGGACAUCUUGCUACGUUCUAACACGUGUCUCUGGGAACCCCCCUAACUACAACAUUGUUGUUAAUCAUAUCAGACUGGGACCCUUUUUGCGACUCUUCCGCUGACAAUGGGGCUUCGGUCGGCUCAGAAGAAGCAUUUCCCUCUUCGGGGCAUCGAUGCAGUCGUGCAGCUUUUCCAGUCCGAGCUUGGUAACCCAGAGCCAGAUCUGGCCCUGCUGUCCCUAGUGCUGGGUUUUGUGGAGCACUUCCUGGCUGUCAACAGAGUUGUGCCGGUCAACGUCCCAGGAAUUCGUUUUGAGCCACUCACACCUGACUGCCUUAACUCCUGCUUCCCUGCAGUAGAGCUGAAUCUCAUAUCUGCCCUGUAUGAACGGUUCACGGCCCAGAUUCGUGGUGCCGUGGACCUGUCACAGUACCGCAAACCUGCCGGGGGUUCCAGCCGUGAGCUGGUGAAGAAGGUCUCGGAUGUGAUCUGGAAUAGUCUUAGCCGGUCAUAUUUCAAAGACAGAGCACACAUUCAGUCCCUGUUCAGUCUCAUCACAGGCACAAAGCUGGACAGCUCAGGAGUAGCAUUUGCAGUGGUAGCUGCAUGUCAGGUUUUGGGCCUGAAGGAUGUUCAUCUCGCCCUUUCUGAGGAUCACGCCUGGGUGAUAUUCGGCAAGGGUGGGGAAGAGACAGCAGAGGUCACGUGGCAUGGGAAGGGCAACGAAGACAGAAGAGGCCAGACUGUCAGUGCUGGAGUCACAGAGAGGAGCUGGUUGUAUCUUAAAGGCUCCUACAUGAAGUGUAACAGGAAUAUGGAGGUAGCGUUCAUGGUUUGUGCCAUCAAUCCGUCUCUAGAUCUGCAUACAGACAGCACUGAGUUGCUUCAGCUCCAGCAAAGGUUGUUGUGGCUGCUGUAUGAUCGAGGAGAUUUGGAGAGGUAUCCUAUGGCAAUGGGCACUUUGGCUGACCUUGAAGACCAGGAGCCCAUGACUGGCAAGGAAAACCCUCUGUCCAUUCACCUUAAGGCAGUCGACUCGGCUAAGAAAUAUUACAACAAUGAGCACAUCUACCCAUUCAUGUAUCUGGCAGGGUACCAUUACAGACACAGAAAUGUCCAGGAGGCUUUGCGUGCCUGGUCUGAGGCUGCAUCAGUAAUGCAAGAUUACAACUACUGCAGAGAAGAUGAGGAGAUCUAUAAAGAGUUUUUUGACAUCGCUAAUGAUGUAAUUCCAACCCUCCUUAAAGAGACAGCGGCUGCCGCUGAAAGUGGUGGAGAAGGGGCCGAAGGGGCAGAAAAGGACCAGCCCAGACUGGUAGCUGCCUUGUCUGCCCUUCAGGACCCUGAGUGCUUUGCUCACUUAUUACGGUUCUAUGAUGGGAUUUGUAAAUGGGAAGAAGGAAGUCCCACACCAGUGCUUCAUGUUGGUUGGGCCACCUACUUGGUCCAAUCCCUUAGUCGCUUUGACGCACAGAUUAGACAAAAAGUGUCAAUCAUCACCAAAGAUGCUGAACCACUGGAUGACGAUGACCAAUCUAGUGAAGACCUGCAUGAGGGACGUAGACGGGGCCCGAGGCGAGAAUCCAAAUUAGAUGAACAAGCAGGUCCAUCUCCUCCAGGUGCCGCCUUGCCCACCCAAAAUCCCAUGCCUAAAAAGGUGGGUGGAGAAGGAGGGCGCCGACGUUCCUCUGCUGGAGCUCGAGGGAAAGAGGCAGAUGGCAAAAAUGAGCCAGCAUCCCCAAGUCCCGCACCUUCACCUCCUCAGCAAACUGCAGUGCCAGGAGGUCCGGUGGUGAUAUUUCACAGUGAGAAGAUGAAGGGUAUGAAGGAACUACUCUCUGCGGCCAAGAUCAACUCUAGUGCCAUUAAACUGCAGCUCACGGCCCAAUCCCAGGUCCAGAUGAAGAGACAGAAACCUACACCUUCUGGAGACUACACCUUGUCCUUUAUGAAACGACCACGCAAAACUCUUUAAAAUACCCCAUUGAGGGUUUUUUCCAUUUACAGUUUCACCUGGAGGGAUGUUAAUUAGUUGAUCUGCAAAAAUGGUGAACGUCAUCAAAUGUUUUGAUAAACUAGACCUGAGUUUAUUUGAGUUGCCUUAAAUCUGUAUAGGUCAUUAAUUACAAACGUGAUCUUUGAUAAAGUCCAAAUUCCUCAUCAAACAGGCCAAAGUUAUCAAGUUUUUAGAAAAUAUGCAAUUCUUCCUCUACCAACCUUGUCGAUAAUAGGAUGUAUGAUUUCAUUGCUUCAUGUACAUGUCAGAUUUAUUCAGAAGAUGUCUGUGCUCUCAACUUACAUUGAUAAUUCUUGUAUUUGUUUGCAUUUGUUCAUAACUGCCAGCUUUCAUUGGUGACUUCAAGAUUCUAGUAGUGUCAAGUAUCCCUUUUAGGGAUACAGUACAGUGAUGCUGUUAAAACAUAAUUAUUUUUUUCAGUGUUAAAAGUAUAUUUUACAUCAAAUAAAUAACUUGGAAAAAGA
Molecule: messenger RNA, 3077 nt
Organism: Myxocyprinus asiaticus (Chinese sucker)
Lineage: Eukaryota; Metazoa; Chordata; Actinopteri; Cypriniformes; Catostomidae
Product: menin-like
Exons: 10
Coding region: 721-2571 (616 amino acids)
Biological process (GO): regulation of transcription by RNA polymerase II; negative regulation of cell population proliferation; negative regulation of cell cycle
Cellular component (GO): chromatin; histone methyltransferase complex; nucleus
Molecular function (GO): chromatin binding; Y-form DNA binding; transcription cis-regulatory region binding
Source: RefSeq, a predicted model, not a curated record